AGAGUCACACACGCACGCUUUCUAUCCUUGCGAUGCCGCUCCUCCGAAACCGGCUGUGCGGGUUGGCGCACUGCGCGCUGCCGCUGAUUGGUGCUCCAAUGCUGGGCUACAGCGAUGUCUCCCUCGCCCGCGCGGUCGCGAGCACCGGCGCGAUCGGCAGCGUGCCGUGCAGCGGGAUGGCACCCGGGCAGCUGUGCACUCUCGUGCAGGACAACGUCGAGCAUCGACUGUGCUACAACUUCUUCUGCCACCGCCCCCCGCCAGCGUCCAUGGCGAGGCCGUCGUCGUCGUGGGUGGGGCACCUCGCGAAGUACUACGCGGAGGAGGGCAUUGCGAACCCCGCCGAUGCCGUGCAGAAACGCUUUGCAGCGCUGCGGCCGACGCACUUCACAGAGGAGCAUCUGGAAGCGCUGCUGGCGGUGCAGGCAGGCUUGAAGGGCAGGCCGCCGUUGCUGCUGUCCUUUCACUUCGGGCUGCCUCCUGACGCCUUGUGGGAGCGCCUGCGCGCGGUGGCGGGGCCGGCGUUUUGCGUGUCGUGCUCGGCGACCACCGUGGAGGAAGCGGUGUACCUGCACCAGCGGCACGUGGACAUUGUGGUGUGCCAAGGCGCUGAGGCGGGUGGCCAUCGAGGCCUGUUUCUGCCAGGCAGCCGUGUCGAGGAGCAGCUGGGCACGUUUGCGCUGGUGCCGCAGGUGCGCGCGGCGCUUGGGGCGGGUGCCUGCCUGGUCGCGGCGGGUGGCAUCGUGGAUGCCGCCACGGCAAGGGCCGCCGUGGAGCUUGGCGCGGACGGUGUGCAGGUGGGGACGUCCUUCCUGCGCAGCGCCGAGGCCAAGACGUCGUUGGUGCACCGAGCUGCGUUGCGGGACGCGCGAGAGAGCGGCGCUCUGACGACGAGCAUCACCAACAUCCUGUCCGGGCGGCCGGCACGCGGGCUACGCAACCGUCUCAUGGCGGAGCUGGGCAGCAUGCGUGCCGACGGUCCCACGUAUCCGUUUGGUCCGGCCUACUUGCUGGACCUGCGCCAGAGAGCGGAAGCGUCCGGCCGCGGCGAUUACUCGCAGCUGUGGGCGGGCCAAAACCUGCGCGGGUGCACGGAAGGCCCCGCGGCGGACAAGGCCAAGGCAAUCGCGGCCGCCUUUGCCAACCUGUGA
Molecule: messenger RNA, 1151 nt
Organism: Leptomonas pyrrhocoris
Lineage: Eukaryota; Euglenozoa; Kinetoplastea; Trypanosomatida; Trypanosomatidae
Product: putative enoyl-[acyl-carrier-protein] reductase
Exons: 1
Coding region: 33-1151 (372 amino acids)
Molecular function (GO): nitronate monooxygenase activity
Source: RefSeq, a predicted model, not a curated record